GACCGGCAGCAUCCCGCGGGCACCCGCUUCCACCCCGGCCUGGAGCUCCGGCUCCCCCAGGCCGUUCAGGAGUGAGAGGCGGAGGCUGUCAUGGCGGAGGCGGGCAGAGCUGGGGCCCGCCGCCCCGUGCCCCCCCGGCCGCCGGCGGGCCGAGGCUGCGCCGUCCAGGUGUCUGUCAUCGUGCCUGUUCACAAUAGUGAAUGCUGGUUAGAUGAAUGCUUGAAGUCAGUUUGGGAACAAGAUUUUAAAGGAACUAUGGAGCUGUCUGUUUUUAAUGAUGCCAGUGAGGAUGCUUCAGCUGAAAUAAUUGAAAAAUGGAAGAUGAAGUUGGAAGAUGCUGGUGUUCCAGUAAUUGUUGGUAGCAAUGAUUCAUCUGAACCUCGAGGCGUUGGGUUUGCUAAAAAUCAAGCAGUAAUUCAGAGCUCGGGAGCCUAUCUCUGCUUUCUGGAUUCAGAUGAUGUGAUGAUGCCACAGCGCGUUAGGCUGCAGCACGAAGUUGCCAUUCAACACCCAAACAGUAUUGUUGGUUGCCAAAUCAGAAGAGAGCCACCGGAGUCUACUGAACGGUAUACUCGUUGGAUCAAUAGUCUGACUGAAGAACAACUUCUUACACAGGUGUUUACCUCCCACGGACCUACUGUGAUCAUGCCAACCUGGUUCUGUUCUCGAGAAUGGUUUUUUCAUGUGGGAAAAUUUGAUGAGGGUGGAAAGGGUGUUCCAGAAGAUCUGUUGUUUUUCUACAAACACAUCCAAAACGGUGGUGAAGUCUUUCGAGUAAACCAUUGCCUCCUGCUGUACCGUUACCAUCCACAGGCUGCCACUCACUCCGUCCUAGAGGGAACCAUUUGGAAUCACCGAGUCGGGUUUCUUGAAGACAGAGUCCUCAGCUCCUGGACAUCAUUCACCAUUUGGAAUGCUGGCAAGCAAGGCAAGAAGCUCUACCGAAGCUUGUCCCCAGCUAAUCAGAAAAAGGUAACUGCGUUUUGUGAUGUGGAUGAAAAGAAAAUAACAAAAGGAUUCUACACUUACGAGGAAUCUGAGGAGAGACCAAAACCAAGAGUUCCAGUUUGUCACUUCAGAGAUGCAAUUCCUCCCUUCAUUAUCUGCGUGAAGCUGGAUUUGACAGGUGGAGCAUUUGAAGCAAACCUGAGCAUGCUGAACUUGAAGGAAGGGGUGGAUUAUUAUCACUUUAACUAAAAACCAAGGUUUUGACUUGAGCUGAAGUGAAACUCGGCUUUUUUUGUUUUACUAUGACAUAAGUAUGACAGAUUUAUCCACAGAGAUACUGGAUGUGCAGGAAGAUUUCAUUAUCACUAAGCACUGCCAUACUUACCUCUGAAAAACAGUUCUUUUCAGAGACUAAUGCAGCAAGGCAAGUUUAAUACUAAAUGUGUGUACAGCAAGCACGGCCUGAAUAGCUCCAUUCAGAGUUGUAGAAGUAUAAAUCACUGACAUCAAGAGAAAUAACCUAGGUCAACUGUGACAGAAGUAUGAAGAGAAACCGCCAUCUUGUGGCUACAGGUAAUGCCUUUAAAAACUGGAACCACAUUGAAUCUGCCCGUGGCAGAGCUGCACAGUGCUGUAAGAUGUGAUCUCUGCCUCUUCUCUUGUUCAACAGCGUGCUGCGCGGCUUCUGCCGAGAGCCCCUUUGUCAGGAUGCGGCAGCAUGAACUCGGCCAUCUUAACGGCACCUGAACCCAGAGCUUCAGUGGACGGACCAGCAGCCAGUGCCUGCAGCUUCAUCAUGCUGAGCUCUAAAGGAGAGAAGAAACACAUGGAGUAGGCAUGUAUCAGUGUUUUAACAGUACCUCAGCCAUGUAAUUUAGUAAACUAAACAUGGAGAAGAAAACACAGACAUACAAAGCUGUAGCAUCUACAGUCCUUUCUAACACCGCGAUUUCUAACUAUCCUCUAGCAGAUUUUAUCUGUACAAGUUUUAAAGGCACUGUAAAUGCUGAUUUCAGCUGAAAUUAACUUUAGCCACCUGUU
Molecule: messenger RNA, 1989 nt
Organism: Pezoporus occidentalis (night parrot)
Lineage: Eukaryota; Metazoa; Chordata; Aves; Psittaciformes; Psittacidae
Gene: B3GNTL1
Product: UDP-GlcNAc:betaGal beta-1,3-N-acetylglucosaminyltransferase like 1
Exons: 13
Coding region: 91-1197 (368 amino acids)
Source: RefSeq, a predicted model, not a curated record